CCGGCGGGUCGGCGGGGUUUUCAAAGGUCUUACUGGGUGAUUGUUAGACCUGGGGCCCAGUCGUCCCUGACCCUCCUAGGGACCCCUGCUUCUUGGGCCGGAGCUGCCCGCAGGCCAGGACCCUAGCUCGCCGCGCCGCCCUCCCGCGGCCCCCUUGAUGCGCAGAGCCGAGGCGGGAAGGACUCUGCAGCUCCGGACCCCUCGGCGUGUUCAGCGGGCGCUGGAAGGCCUGCUGAGGGCCAGCUCGCUGCUUUCGCAGGGCUCGUGUCCGGGAAGGGAAGACGAGGGAACACGGACAUCCGGGACUCGCGGUGGGCCGCAGAGGGGUCCGGGUCGAGUCCGCGCCAUCUCUGCGGAGACCGGACGAGAAGUGAUCUGGGGGAAGGUCACUCAGAGCAACAGGAGCGGCCGGUUCCAAGACGGGGAUGGCCGCGGUGGGCGAGAGAAACACGUCCCUGCAGCUCCACGAAGGCGGAGAGUGCGGAGGGUCAGGGUGAAGGCAAAGCCUGACCGUGCGCCGCAGCGUCCCGGGUGUGCAGCUCAGAGGCGGGGCGGCCUGGCCUGUGUCCUCUUCCGAAAGGCAGCGAGAUGGACGUCCCGGGGUCCGCGCGCUGUCGGGAGCGCUCCACGGCACGGCGCGUCGGCAUGCACCGUGCAGCAAGCCCCUGUGGGCCGUCGGCCCCGCGCCAGGCCCACUCCCGGUGCGCCUACUCUCGGUGCGCGCACUCCCGGUGCCGAGUGCGGCGGCGGGAAGCCCUGGCUCCUCCUGUCCCCGCACGCGCACCCCCGUCUGGCUUCGUUUUCUUGCGGAACGCGUCACCCCUGCAUCUUCGGCAGCGCUCGCCGGGGCCGGCACUGGCCUCCACCUAGUCCCACAAGCAGCGGCCGCGGCCUCGAAGCGCACCGCAGCCUGGGCGGGGGCGAGCGCCCGCGGCCACCCGUUCCAGCCUCCCUCUCGGCGGAGGGGCCCGGAGCGCUCGCGGCUCAGAGUCCCGCCGCUGUGGAGGAGAUUCUAGACCGGGAGAAUAAGCGGAUGGCCGACAGCUUGGCGUCCAAGGUCACCAGGCUCAAAUCGCUGGCCCUGGACAUGGAUAGGGAUGCAGAAGACCAGAACCGGUACCUGGACAGCAUGGACUCGGAUUUCACAAGCAUGACAGGGCUGCUCACGGGGAGCGUGAAGCGCUUUUCCACAAUGGCGAGGUCUGGGCGAGACAACCGGAAGCUUCUGUGUGGUAUGGCCGCGGGCCUCAUCGUGGCCUUCUUCAUCCUCUCCUAUCUCCUGUCAAGGACAAGGACUUGAGCCACGAGGAGCUGACUUCUGUGCGUGCCUGGGGCAACCAGGGCCUUCCCCUGCCUGGUGUCCUAGGCUCCAGAGGACCCACCUACAAAAUACUCCUUUGAAAUGA
Molecule: messenger RNA, 1406 nt
Organism: Neogale vison (American mink)
Lineage: Eukaryota; Metazoa; Chordata; Mammalia; Carnivora; Mustelidae
Gene: BET1L
Product: Bet1 golgi vesicular membrane trafficking protein like
Exons: 4
Coding region: 158-1300 (380 amino acids)
Biological process (GO): regulation of retrograde vesicle-mediated transport, Golgi to ER; retrograde transport, endosome to Golgi
Cellular component (GO): Golgi trans cisterna; SNARE complex
Molecular function (GO): SNAP receptor activity
Source: RefSeq, a predicted model, not a curated record